Aspergillus ochraceoroseus IBT 24754 is the source of this 2113-nucleotide messenger RNA. It is a transcript of the gene has1, whose product is annotated as ATP-dependent RNA helicase HAS1. Lineage: Eukaryota; Fungi; Ascomycota; Eurotiomycetes; Eurotiales; Aspergillaceae. Gene Ontology annotation, molecular function: RNA helicase activity; nucleic acid binding; ATP binding. The transcript is spliced from 4 exons. Gene Ontology annotation, cellular component: nucleolus. Gene Ontology annotation, biological process: maturation of LSU-rRNA from tricistronic rRNA transcript (SSU-rRNA, 5.8S rRNA, LSU-rRNA). The coding region runs from base 57 to 1913 and encodes 618 amino acids. The record is from RefSeq and is a predicted model, not a curated record.
AUUUUUUUCUGAAAGAGUUGAAAGACAAACGGCUUGAAGAAAGUACUGAAAAAAAGAUGCCGAUCCCUGUGGAUACUGCGAAAUCUAUUUCGAAGAAGCGAAAGAGAAAGCACGGUGGAAAUGGAAAUGCUCGCGGAGCAAUCGACGAGAAUGCCUCCGAUGUCGAAGUUUCUGCGCCCAAGCUGGUGGGGGAGAAGGAUGGCGUGAGUGGGGAGAUGGCUUCUAAGAAGAAGAGUAAAAAGCAGAAGGAUAUUGAGCUUGCGAAGAAGGUUGUGACGGAGGAGGCUCAGAAGAAGCGGAAAGUGAGCCAUUCGUCUAAUGAGGAGGAGGAUGUGUCUAAGGAGAAUGGUGAUGAGGAAGAGGAGGAGGAGGAAGAGGAAGAGGCUGAUGAGGAAAUUGUGACAGACCUUCCCUCUGUAGAGGCUGUCAGUUUGCCGCAGACGGAUGGUGGCCCGAAGAAAUUCACCGAAUUGAAUCUGUCGGAAAAGACACUGCAGGGUAUCAAGGAGAUGGGAUUCGAGACAAUGACUGAAAUUCAGCAGCGGACGAUUCCCCCGCUUCUGGCUGGUCGUGAUGUGCUGGGAGCUGCGAAGACCGGAUCGGGCAAGACGCUGGCUUUCUUGAUCCCUGCCAUUGAGAUGCUCAGUGCGCUGCGGUUUAAGCCUCGAAAUGGUACCGGUGUCCUCGUGGUUUCUCCGACUCGUGAGCUGGCGCUGCAAAUUUUUGGAGUCGCUAGGGAACUUCUCAGCGCGCACAGCCAGACAUACGGUAUCGUUAUUGGAGGCGCAAAUCGACGCGCAGAGGCUGAGAAGCUGGCCAAGGGUGUCAACCUGCUCAUUGCUACACCCGGACGUUUGCUGGAUCACCUUCAGAACACCCCGGGCUUUGUGUUUAAGAACCUGAAGACGCUUGUCAUUGACGAGGCGGAUCGGAUUCUGGAAGUCGGUUUUGAGGAUGAAAUGCGCCAGAUCGUCAAGAUUCUGCCUUCGGAAGAGAGGCAGACGAUGCUGUUCUCCGCUACGCAAACCACCAAAGUCGAAGAUCUGGCCCGCAUAUCGCUCCGACCUGGACCUCUGUAUAUCAAUGUGGACCACAAGAAGGAACACAGUACCGUGGAAGGACUCGAGCAGGGUUACGUUAUUUGUGAGGCUGACAAGCGGUUCCUGCUGCUCUUCUCGUUCUUGAAGCGCAACCUCAAGAAGAAGAUCAUUGUUUUCUUCUCCAGCUGUAACUGCGUCAAGUACCACGCAGAACUCCUCAACUACAUUGAUUUACCCGUUCUGGAUUUGCAUGGAAAGCAGAAGCAGCAGAAGCGAACUAACACAUUUUUUGAAUUUUGCAACGCGAAACAAGGGGUCCUAAUCUGUACCGAUGUCGCCGCGCGAGGCUUGGAUAUCCCCGCCGUGGACUGGAUCAUCCAAUUCGACCCCCCAGAUGACACCCGCGACUACGUCCACCGUGUUGGUCGUACCGCCCGUGGUGUGAACGGCAAGGGCCGCAGUCUGAUGUUCCUGCAACCCUCCGAAGUCGGGUUCCUGAAGUACCUGAAAGAGGCCCGGGUGCCCGUCGUGGAGUUUGAGUUCCCAGCCUCGAAGAUUGUCAACGUCCAGUCCCAACUUGAGAAACUCAUCGGACAGAACUAUUACUUGAACAAGUCCGCCAAAGAAGGCUACCGCUCUUACCUCCAAGCCUAUGCCUCGCACUCGCUGCGGUCCGUGUUUGACGUCCACAAGCUCGAUCUCGUCAAGGUCGCCAAGGGAUUCGGAUUCUCGACCCCCCCCCGCAUCGACAUUCAGCUUGGAUCCAGUCUGAGCCGGGAUAAGAAGCAGCAGCAACAGGGACGACGGACCUACGGUAGCCAACCCAAGAAUAAUAAAGGGUUGAAGUUUAAGCGAAGGCACGAUGACGAUUAAUUGAUCUUCUCUGUAUCUUUUUGCGCUUGCUUAUAGGAAGGAAGAGGAAGAGGAGAGGAAGAAGGGAAACAACAAACAAAAAGGAUUUCCAGCGCUGCUGUGUGAAUUUGGCAUAAGGUCCCGGAGUUCAUUGUGUACGAUUGGGUUUCUUUCCAUAUUAUUCUAUUAUAUCAUCUUAGACUUGAAUCCCAGUAUGAUUU